UCCUUUAACCAUAAUUAUAAAAAAUUAUAAAAAAAAUAUAUAUAUAUAUCGGCGUACCGCAGCCAUACCCGUAUCAUACUUUUUUGGGAUUUUGCUGUAUCAGCAUACCCGCACUCAUACCCGUACCGUGCCUGCACCCGUGCUUCCUAAAAUAAUAUAGGCAUUUUCAUGAAUCAAUAUAUAUGGUUAUUUUGAACAGUUGUAUCCCUUAGUUACCAAUUGUAUCUUCUAUACAUUGAGAGUAUUGGAACCACAUUCCAACAUACGUGUCUCUUCGGGUUGCAAUGUACAUUUAAGGGAGGGUUAUUUUCGGAAUAAAAAAGUGUAGAAAACACUUUCAAAAUUUUCACUUUUUUAUAGUAGUAGAGAUAGAGAUUGGAACUGCAUUCCAACAGACAUGUCUCUUCGAGUUACAAUGUACACAAGUAAUAUAGCAUUAAGGGAGGGUUAUUUUUGGAAAUAAAAAGUGUGGAAAACACUGCAAAACCUUCACUCUUUCAUAGUAGUAGAGAUAGAGAUUUUUUUUUUGUGUGUGGUUACAAUCGGCCCAAAGCCAACAGCGCUCCAUACAUAGAAUGGAGCGAGUGCUUUCCUUACUUAUUAGCAGUUAAAGCUGUCAACAGAUCUGGUGGCAUAUCAGAAAGAACCACAUUCCCAUUAGAUAAUUGAAGAGCUUCUUUUGCUAGGAAAUCCGCACACAUAUUAGCCUCGCCCGACUGAAAGGAAGAUACACUGCCAGUAUUGAGACAUCAACUCUCGAAUUUCCUGAAGGAGAUUAAAGUUAGCAUCAAGCACACUUGGGUUGUUAAUGCCUUGGAUAGCUUCAAUAGAAUCUGAUUCAAUAAGAACCUGACGAAAUCCUUGAAUCCAUGGUAGCUGUAACCCAUUCGAAAUAGCCCACCGCUCUGCUAGAACCAUAGAAGCUCGACCCACAUGAUAUUUGAAGCCCAUAAUCCAAUCACCCUGGUUUGAUCGAAUGAGACCCCCUACUCCCUCUCGGCCACUCCAUUGUGCAACAACUCCAUCGACAUUGAUCUUAACCAUAGUUGUCAAAUCGGAAUUCGUAUCGUGAAUCGAAAUGGCCUCGUACCGAAUCGCGAAUCGAAUCGAAUCGUGAAUCGUAAAGAUUUGGUAAUGGAGAAGGAAAUGAUGAGCAAAGGAUAUAAGACAGCUUCCAAAAUGCGUAAAAGGCACCUCAUGUGGGCUUCAAGACCAGCAAAGCUAUUAGAAGUGUGGACCAGUCCAACCUAUCUUCCGUUGGAACUAGAACGUCAUCAGGAUAUAAGCAAGAUUCUUGUUCUUUCUUUCCAUUGUGAUACGAGGAAGAAGUGCAACAUGAGGAGCUAUACUGCAUCUUUUGGUGCUUCUAUUUGGACCGAAACUUCAAUUUCUAGUAGCCAAGAGAUGUAUUUCGGGCAAAACAAGGAAGGUGGCACAUUUCGUCUUGUGCAAUUCCAGUCUUCUGAUGAGGCCGAGCAACUUUAUGGUGCUCUAAUGCGCUGUCGACAUCCGAACUUGGCGCAUGUUUUACAAUUUACGGUGGAAGAAGAAGGAGGUUUUUUUUUAGCCUUCAGGAGACAAGGUACAAGCUUGAAAGACAUUUUGGAGAAAUUUGUUGAUGUAAAGAAAUUUUAUGAGGAUAUUCGGAUUACACCUUUCUACCAAAAGAUUUUGAUUGACUUACUUCUAGUGGUAAGGCAUUUGAUGGAUACCAAAGUCAAGUGCACACUUGAUCUGUCAGACAUCUAUAUUUUGGAUAAGGGACAUGUUAUGAUGACAAAUUUCAAAUUGAGAGAUUGUCCAAGUUCAAUUUCUGAAUGGAAAGAAUUAGCCGUGGUUGUGAAGGCUAUAAAUGAAAAUAUCAAUUAUGAAGCAAACAUGGAAAUGAAUAUUUUUAUAAAGUAUCUUGAAAGUGAAAAUGCAAAGAAUUUUACAAACUUGUCCAAACUGCCUCUCUUUUGGACACCAGAAGAGAGAGGAUUAUUUCCUCGUGCUGUUUGGGACUUCAUAAAAGCAAAACCUUCUCUAUCUAGUGUGAUAAAUAGCUCACCUUUCGAAGGAAGUGUCAAUGUGUUUCAAAACGAUCCUAUAUUGAGGCAACUAAAGCAGGGUGUGGACAAUUACGAAAGUCAAUUCGGAAAGGAUCCAGAUGAGUUUUCUGGUUUCGAUAUAGCUGAAACUGAAGUUAGGAACACCUUGGGCAUAAUCAGGAAGUGCUUGUCCCACUUUCACAAACAGAACAUUACAAGCUUGGGUCUCAAAAAUGAAGAUGAAGUAGCAAAAUAUUUUGAAAAAUCAUUCAAGGACUACAUCGGACAACUAUAUAAGUGGGCACUGAUUUUUGAAUCUAGUUCACAAGUAAAAUUACUUCCGCAAAGGACAAUUUUGAGUAAGCUAAACAAGGAACCAUGAAUGUUGAUGUUUUUGUGGUAAGUGGGCUUUUGAUUCACAACCAAGAAUUUACAUUUGUGUAAGACAAGUGUUAUGUAUUCUGGAGGUCUUGAUGAAUCUUGUCAUCUUGUUUGUUUUGGCUCAAUUGACUAUCUUUCGUUUAUUCUUUAGGCUUCUAGGAGCUUAGAAUGAUAGCUAGGAGCCAUGACACAUGAAGCUCAAAAUUCGAUGAAUUCAUAAGUUUCCAUAAGUAAAUGUCAACCUGUGCACAUGAAUACUUUUUAUUAGUUUUCUUCAAUUGGUUGAAAUUUUAAGCUAAUCUUCUGUUUAAACUUAGCUUAUUACGCGAUACAAUCCUUUCAUUUCUCCUAGAACAUAUGCUGUGCUACAUAUACAAUGGAGAUAAAUGCUCUGGCAUAUCAGCUAAAAUGGGAUUGUUUGGAGGGAAACCAGUGGGAGUAGGUGCAGAAGUGAGUCUCAAUGGCACCAUUAAAGGUGUCCAGGGCUCAUCAGGAUGUUGUUGGAUAGCUAACUAAAGUUUUUAUCCAUUUUGUCACUUGGGGACCUGUUUUUGUGGCAACAAUCUCUAAAGGCGGCCUGUGAUUUAAUGGUCCUGUUGCUACUAUCUUUUAAUGUUUUGUAAGAUAAUGGUUUCUUGAGACUGUGACCUGAAUAUCUCUUAUUGUGAAUUGAAAUUAUGAACCAAAAUUUAGCAUUA
Camellia sinensis is the source of this 3109-nucleotide messenger RNA. Lineage: Eukaryota; Viridiplantae; Streptophyta; Magnoliopsida; Ericales; Theaceae. The record is from RefSeq and is a predicted model, not a curated record.